CUGCACUGCACAUUGUGCCUGCUUCAGUUGAUUUCAAUGUUCACUUGUUAGUUCACCCGCUGUCGCCAAACACAAAGCUUAACACUCCAACAUCACCACUUACCCACACUCGACAUCGCAACAUUGAAUUGUAUUGUUUACCUCUUCAUCUAUCUCUUCUUCUUCGUGUCAUUUUCUACCUAUUUGCCAUUUCCCUUCCAAUUUUGCUGCCAUCUGUCUGUAACAAACAUACAGUAGGUAGUAACCUACUCAACAGGGCACCAUGUCCACCAAACAGCUCGUCAAGGCGGCUGCCGAGGCCAUCAAGAAGCAGCAGUGGGACGACGCCAUCGAGGGCGCAAAGAACAUCAUCGACAAGGACAGCAAGAGCUACCAGGGACACAUCCUCCUGGCCUUUGCUCUCGACAAGAAGGGGCGGCUCGAAGAAGCAGAGAACACAUACCUCGCCGCCACCAGACUCAAGCCAGAAGAAAAGGAAGCGUGGCAGGGCCUCGUCAAGCUCUACCCAAACCUCGACACCUCCAAAAAGUUCAAGCAGCACCAGCAUGCCGUCCUCAAGCUCGCCGAGAUCUUCCGAGACGCGAACGACCUCCAGAAAUGCUACGAAACCGUCGACAGUUUCAUCACCUACGCCCGCAACAAGGCCGAGUCAUACCAAUACGUCGACGCCCUCGACCUAAUAUUGCCCGGAUCUCCCAUCUACGACGCCAUCGAGGGCCGCUUCGGUCAUGUAUGGAGGACAUACGAGACACAGGCCAAGCUGGUCGAGCAAAACGAGAAGAAGCGCAUCAACACCCUGAUCGGCGAGAGGAGGACGCGCAUCGGCGCAAGAAUCAACGAGGUCACCCUGGAGGUCAAGCGAGAGGUCUACAGACAGAGCAGGCUGAGCUACACCUACGCCCAGCUCAUCAACUGGACCAACGACGACGAAGUGCGCCGCAUGUAUGAGGAGAAGCUGAUCCAAUACUGCCACGACCGUCUGAUGGCCUGGCCUCCAGGAGAGGAAAAGGAGCAAGAACUGGCUAAUGUCCUGAAGCUCGCCAACGACAUGGUCAUCAUCAAGCACCCCUACAAGCUGGCCUGGGAUAUCGCCAUCAACUGGCAGGACCACAAGGAGAUCAAGGAGUGGGAUGUCACGGUGCUCAGACAGUACUGCACUUUCUUCCCUGAUAGUGAUCUCAACAGGGUGGUCAUGGGCUUCUUGACCAGCAGCGUCUCUCCCUUCCCACAGGAGAAGCAGGAACAGACGACAGAGGAUGCGGCGGCCAAGAGUGAGGGCAGCACGGAAGAGAGCGAGGACGACGAGGAUGGAGGCGCGGCCACCAUCUAUGCUCCCAUCACCGAGGAAGACCGUCUUCUUAUGAUGACAGAGGGUAUCAGCGGUGCCGAGUCACUGUUGGCGUUCAGACUGAUGGGCGAAUACUACCAGCAUCUGGAAGAAUGGGAGAGCAAUGUCGAGCUGAUGCGCAAGGCGUUGACGUUCCUAAAAGAGGAGCGGGCCAAGACGGGACUGGAUUUCCGCUUUACCGAGGACGCCUUUUCCUUGUAUCUCGGCACGGCUUUGGUCUUUUACCAGACUCCCCGUAACCACCAGGAAGCCAAGGCUCUUUUCGAUGCGGUACUCACUCACGACCCUACCUCCACCCCUGCCAUGAUUGGUGUCGGUCUAAUCUACGAGGAGGAGGAGGAGUACGAUGAAGCCAUUGACUUCCUUGAGCGGGCUUUGAAGCGUGAUCCCAAUAAUAUCCGGGUUAGGACCGAGGCUGCUUGGGUCAAAGCACUCAAAGGAGACUUUGACAUGGCCAGAGCCGAGCUGGAGGCCUGCAUUCCCAUUCUUUCCAAAAAGGGUCAGUCGAAGGAACUCCUAUCACAAACUCAGUACCGCCUUGGUUACUGCAUCUGGAACAUCGACACCUCCAAGGCUGCCCGAAAGGACAGGUCUGGAGCUUAUGCCUUGUUCCUGGAGUCACUCAAGAACAACCUCAACUAUGCCCCGGCUUACACCAUCCUCGGUAUCUACUACGCCGACUACGCCAAGGACAAGAAGAGAGCGCGCAGAUGCUUCCAAAAGGCAGUGGAGCUUUCGCCAUCUGAGGUCGAGUCUGCUGAGCGGCUAGCUAGAUCCUUUGCCGAUGACGGAGACUGGGACCGCGUCGAGCUCGUUGCCCAAAGAGUCGUCGACUCUGGCAAAGUCAAACCCCCACCUGGAUCCAAGCGCAAGGGUAUAAGCUGGCCUUUCGCCGCUCUCGGUGUGGCCGAGCUCAACAAGCAAGAGUUCCACAAGGCCAUUGUGUCCUUCCAGUCGGCUUUGCGUAUUUCUCCCAAUGAUUACCAUUCCUGGGUGGGUUUGGGUGAGGCAUACCACAGCUCUGGUCGCUACAUUGCCGCCACCAAGGCCAUCCUGAACGCCCAGAAGCUAGAGGAAUCUUCUGAAGCGAACCUCACCGGAGAGACGUGGUUCACAAAGUUCAUCCUAGCCGACAUUAAGCGCGAGCUGGGUGACUUUGAUGAGUCCAUCGAGUUGUAUCAACGUGUCAUCCAGGAGCGGCCGGACGAAGAAGGCGUCGCCACUGCCCUGAUGCAGACACUCGUCGACAACGCGUUUGACAGUCUGAACAAGGGAUUCUUUGGCAAGGCUGCCGGUCUGGCCACCGAGACACUCACCUUUGCCACCAAGGCUCCUGAUGCCAUCAAGGACACCUUCAACUACUGGAAGGCCAUCGGUGACGCUUGCUCCUUGUUCUCCAACAUCCAAGGCCGCAUCUCCGAGUUUCCGGCUGAAACCGUUUCCUCGCUCCUGGGAACCGACGAGGACUUCCCCGCCUACCAGAUCCUCAAGGACAUUGACAACGUCGGUACUGGCAUCGUCUCCACCGACGGCGUUUUCCCCGAGAACGAGACUGUGGGCGUAGACUUGACCAAAGCCCUCCAGGCCACCCUUCUUGCCCACAAGCGCUCCAUCCAUAUCGCUAGCAACGAUAUCCACGCGCAGUCCGUGGCUUACUACAACCUCGGCUGGGCCGAAUACCGCGCUCACGCCUGUCUGCCUCCGGACAUCCGUAAGAACAGCCACAAGAAGCCCACCAACUAUAUCAAGGCCGCCAUGGCCUGCUUCAAGCGCGCCAUCGAGCUGGAGGCUGGCAACUCCGAGUUCUGGAACGCUUUGGGUGUCGUAACCUCUGAAGUCAACCCAGCCGUAGCUCAGCAUGCCUUCUGCCGCUCGCUCUUCCUGAAUGAACGUGGCGCCCACGUCUGGGCCAACCUGGCUACUUUGGCGUUGGCACAGGGCGAUCUUGCGCUCGCCAAUGAAGCAUUCACACGGUCCCAGUCGACGGACCCGGAUUACUCGCUUGCUUGGCUGGGGCAGGGUGUUGUGGCACUGUUGACAGGGAACGAAAAGGAUGCGAGGGGUUUGUUUACGCACGCCAUGGAGAUCUCGGGCGAUACCUCACGGGUCAUCAGCCAGAGAUACGCAGUCUCCAUGUUCGAUCACAUCCUUUCCUUCUCAUCCUCCGAGUCUCUCCCCACCACGUCCCUAAUCCAACCCAUCUUCGCCCUCACCCAAUUGCAAUCCCUUCACUCCUCUGCUUCGUCCUCUACCGACCUGGCCUAUAACCACCUCCUCGCUCUCUUCCUCGAGCGCACUGGCGAGACUCCGAGAGCUAUCUCCAUCCUCGACUCCCUCUCCACCACUCUCGAGCAAGAGUACGAAACCACCGAGUCGCCUCUAGCCCUCAAACACUUCGCCAUCGUCAAAUCCGAUCUCGCCCGCCUUCAGCUGUCCGCUCGUCUCUUCAACGAAGCAAUCGAUUCCGCCGACCUGGCACUCCAACUAUCCUCCGACGAGUCCGCCGACGAACUAACAGCCGAAGAACGCCGCAAGCUGCGUCUCUCUGCGCACGUCACACUAGGUCUAGCGCACUACUACUCCCACGACAUUACCGCCGCAGUCACCGCCUUCGACCAGGCCCUCUCCGAGUCCAACACCAACCCUGACGUCGCCUGCCUGCUGGCGCAAAUCCUCUGGGCCACGGGUCAAGAAGACGCUCGCGAACGCGGUCGGGAUCUCUUGUUUGGCGUGAUUGCGGACUCGGAGGAAAGAAAGGAACAGCAUGUCCAGUCCGUUUUGCUGCUAGGCGUUAUUGCCCUGCUGGACAAUGACGCAGAGUCAAUGGAUGCCGUGGUGUCUGAACUCCAAUCUCUCCGCUCUAGUGACGAGGGGAUUAGCCCGGAGCAGCAGGCGCAGUUGGGUGAAGUUUUGAGGGCGAUCCUCACUGCGAUGGGGUCAGGAGAGGCCCAGCCCAUGACGGAUGUCAUGUUGCAUCCGUUCUUGCCACAUGGUUGGUCGAGGGUUGCGCAGUUGGCUGCCCAGCACGGAGGAGAGGAGGAGGCAGAGGGAGCGAGUGAGAUGGCGCUGAGAGUAGCGAGGAAGGGAGUGCCGCCUAGGGGAGAACUGAGUCCGGAGGAUCUGGCGAGGGCGUAUGCGGGCACGGGAAGGCCGGCGGAUGCGCAGGUGGGCUGCGUGGUUGCGCCUUGGGAGCGGAGGGGGUGGGAGAGUUUGGGGGAUGCGGUCACGGCUGUUGCGGCGAAGCAGUAGAAGUGUGGUGGGAAUGCCUAUUCCCCUUGCUUCCACCCCUUCCGCCGCCGCCGCCGCCGCCGUUGACACCGGCCCUCCUCAACAGGAUGUUUCCUUGAUAGCGUAGUGUAGCAGUUCUGGUAUCUAUGUUAAAUACCUUCAGGUAUAGCUAUAGGGUCAAGGUAUCGUCAGAGGUAGAGACAUGCAGCGUAGGUGUUUUGGACCCGAGGCCAUUGGGGUCUUUGGGGUACCCGAUUUUAGCAACUGUUAAAUUUGUUAUAUAUCUAUAACCCAUCUGCCUUCCUCGUCCACUA
This is a messenger RNA of Neurospora crassa OR74A, 4890 nucleotides long. RefSeq names its product translation repressor/antiviral protein Ski3. The coding region runs from base 263 to 4597 and encodes 1444 amino acids. The record is from RefSeq and is a predicted model, not a curated record. Gene Ontology annotation, molecular function: protein binding. NCBI's taxonomy places the organism in Eukaryota, Fungi, Ascomycota, Sordariomycetes, Sordariales, Sordariaceae. The transcript has a single exon. Gene Ontology annotation, cellular component: Ski complex.